GGGGCGUGGCUGGCGCCGGCUCUUGCGCCCAGGCUGGGCUGCGGCGUGGGAAAGAGUCUGGAGGAGCUGACCGCGCCGCCCCGGGAGCCGCGCUUACAGGAGCCGGGCUGGGAGGGAGGGAGGAGGCCCGCGGGGAGCGCGCUGCGUCCGGCUUGGCGUUGGUGGCUGCUCCUUCUAGCCGCGAUGAAACGCCCUUGCGAGGAGACGACCUCCGAAAGCGAUAUGGAUGAGACCAUCGACGUGGGAAGCGAGAACAAUUACUCUGGGCAAAGCGCAGGCUCAGUGAUGAGGUCAAACUCACCAACAACCACUUCUCAGAUAAUGGCAAGAAAGAAAAGGAGAGGGAUAAUAGAAAAAAGGCGUCGGGAUCGAAUAAAUAACAGUUUAUCUGAGUUGAGACGGCUAGUGCCAACGGCUUUUGAAAAACAAGGAUCUGCUAAGUUGGAAAAGGCUGAAAUAUUGCAAAUGACUGUGGAUCAUUUGAAGAUGCUUCAGGCAACAGGGGGGAAAGGCUACUUUGAUGCCCAUGCUCUUGCCAUGGACUUCAUGAGCAUUGGUUUCCGAGAGUGCUUGACAGAAGUGGCGAGGUACCUGAGCUCAGUGGAAGGCCUUGACUCAUCAGAUCCACUGCGAGUGCGCCUUGUCUCUCAUCUCAGCACCUGUGCCUCCCAGCGGGAGGCUGCAGUGAUGACGUCCUCCAUGGCCCACCACCACCACCCCCUGCACCCACACCACUGGGCAGCAGCCUUCCACCAUCUCCCCACAGCCCUGCUCCAACCCAACGGACUCCACACAUCGGAGUCAACCCCAUGUCGCCUAUCCACGUCUUCAGAAGUGCCUCCUGCCCACGGCUCUGCCCUCCUCACAGCGACAUUUGCCCAUGCAGAUUCAGCUCUUCGGAUGCCAUCAACGGGCACCGUUGCACCGUGCGUGCCGCCUCUCUCCACCUCUCUCCUGUCUCUUUCCGCCACUGUGCAUGCCGCUGCCGCAGCGGCCACCGCAGCUGCGCACAGCUUCCCUCUGUCCUUCGCAGGGGCCUUUCCCAUGCUCCCCUCCAACGCAGCAGCCGCAGUUGCUGCUGCAACAGCGAUCAGCCCACCCUUGUCAGUGUCAGCAGCCUCCAGUCCUCAGCAGACAAGCAAUGGAACAAACAGUAAACCUUACCGACCCUGGGGGACAGAAGUUGGAGCCUUUUAAGUUAUUUCUGGCAGUAGUAACUGGAAGUCCAUUUCAGAGUCAGCUUCUAAACCUCUGCACCCUGAAGGUAGCCACGCAGAUACCUACAGAGCCACGCAGCAACAAUAAAGCGAUCUGAGAAGCAAAGUUCACAAACGGAAAUGUAUUAUCUGUUUUUCACUUUGUCUAAGGCAGCUUGGCAACUGACAUCAGCAGCUUAAAAACGUCACAUCUGUUUCCAUUUAACCUUUCCCGGAAAAUAUAUGGAGGUCACCAUCCAGCGGUGCACCAAUACUUCUGACUUGGAAAAGAAAAAAAAUGCCAUAACUGAAUUCUCCUGAAACAGAAAGGGAGAAAAAAUAUAUAUAUACAAUGUUAUCUAAGUGCCUGAGCUAAGGAAUGUAAUGUAGCACAAGAUCAGAAGGGCAUGGCUGUUAGGUUGAAAAAGGAGGGAACAGACAACAUGUUUUAAACGGCAGACAUAGUACUCUUUUGAAAACAACAGGUUUUAUUGACCAUAAAGAUUGAUGGGAAUUAAGUUGCAAGACAUAGUUUUGUCUUUGUCUUCUGUAAACAGACUUGCCAAGCAGGGAUAUUUAGCAAUGCAUUGAUGCAAAGAACAAUUCCACUAGUGCCCAAUUUAGCAAUGCAUUGAUGCAAAGAACAAUUCCACUAGUGCCCACAUCAACAGGCCUUUCUGCUCUGCCGUCAAGCUCCCAUGCACUCUAGUGAGACGUGGUUUAGGACCCAAUGGCUCUUUCUGUAAACUUACAGCUGUACAGUGCACCUCGAAGCAGUUACCUGCUGUGUGCUCACCAGAGUCUCAUUGGUGCCAACUCAACAACUCUUCAGUUGGCAAGUUCAGAUUAAUUUAUUCCGUUACAUUUGGGCUAUGCUUAUACACUUAACUUCUUCAGUUUUCUCCUGACAACAUGUAAUGUCUGGUUUUGCCCCUUUUUGUGGUGGGGAGGGGAAUGUUGUAUUUCUGGAGGUAAUGAGAUAAGGACAGAGGAUUCAGGAGAGAAACGCUACAUGCUUUAAAUGCCCUUGGUCAACUUAGCGAUUGCAUUUGAUCCCAAACCACAAUGAAUGUAUGCAAUGAAGUGUACAUAAAUUAUUUUUGACCAUGCCUAGAUUAGAGCUACAUAAUGGUGUUUUGGUUUUGAUUUUUUUAUCUUGUUUAAAUGACAAAAUAAUCUCCUAAUACAUUGAAAUUGAGCACGUGAGAUUUUAUAUUCGAAAGACAAAGACACAGCAUGUACUCUUAUGCACUUCAUUUCUCUGCUGUGUGGAGAAAGCAAUAAAUGAGAAUGUUGAACGUUAUGCAAAGUUAUACUCAUAAAUAUCUGUUUUAAAAUUACUGUACCUAGUCUUUUCUGCAUUACUUUGUAACCUUUUUCUAUGCAAAACUCUACAUUUCACUAAUUAAAUGAAGUCCUUUUUUGACUA
Messenger RNA from Mesocricetus auratus (golden hamster), 2625 nucleotides. It is a transcript of the gene Hey2, whose product is annotated as hes related family bHLH transcription factor with YRPW motif 2. The coding region runs from base 184 to 1197 and encodes 337 amino acids. Gene Ontology annotation, molecular function: protein dimerization activity; RNA polymerase II cis-regulatory region sequence-specific DNA binding; DNA-binding transcription factor activity, RNA polymerase II-specific. Gene Ontology annotation, cellular component: nucleus. The record is from RefSeq and is a predicted model, not a curated record. Lineage: Eukaryota; Metazoa; Chordata; Mammalia; Rodentia; Cricetidae. The transcript is spliced from 5 exons. Gene Ontology annotation, biological process: circulatory system development; anterior/posterior pattern specification; Notch signaling pathway.